Coregonus clupeaformis (lake whitefish) is the source of this 4979-nucleotide messenger RNA. RefSeq names its product ABI family, member 3 (NESH) binding protein b (gene abi3bpb). The coding region runs from base 101 to 3271 and encodes 1056 amino acids. Gene Ontology annotation, molecular function: protein binding. The record is from RefSeq and is a predicted model, not a curated record. Gene Ontology annotation, biological process: extracellular matrix organization; positive regulation of cell-substrate adhesion. Lineage: Eukaryota; Metazoa; Chordata; Actinopteri; Salmoniformes; Salmonidae. The transcript has 26 exons.
GUCAUCUCCACUCCACAGUGUUUCAACGGAGCGCUGCACAAGUCCUAAAUUGAGCUGCUACCUUAUUGAAGUUGUCCAGCAUCCCUGUCCAGAGAUCUCCAUGGCAGGCACCAUGCUCCUCAGAGUCUCUCUCCUGCUCCUCGCUGGAUCCAUUCUCCUCAGCUGCAUCCCUGCACAGAGGAUUAGAGUGAGAAGACAGAACAUGAAGGUCCGCAUCAACGCCACCGGCGACACCAUCGUGAUGAAGUUUGUCCGUCCCAACCCUGACACCAAGCUGGAAGGCUACAUCCUGGGUUACGGCAGCAGCAUGUUCUCUAAACAGUUCAUCCAGCUGCCUGAGAAUGGAGAGCCCUACGAGACUGAGAUAGACGCAGAGCCCAAGUAUCUUGUUGCUGUCCAGCCAAUCCCGAGUAAUGAUGUGAAGAAACAAUGCACAGGAAAGGUCAACCUGGAGAAGCCACUCCACCUGGUGAUUGGCUCUAUCACCCCAACCUCUGUGCUGCUGUCCUGGGGAACCUUCCUGAAGACGCCCUAUGAUGUAGGCAACAUCAUGAACGACUGUCUGGAAGACGGACACUACACCGUCCGCUACAGGGAGAGGAACAGGAAGUGGAUCUACCAGACCUGCCCCACCAGCGACACCGUGAUUGACAACCUGAAGCCCAACACCCCAUACGAGUUUGGGGUCCGCUCCAACAAAGACGAAAGCAGCGGAGUCUGGAGCAAGCCUGUCAUUCACAAAACCAACAUGGGUGCAGGGUUGGACAAAAUCAUCCAGAAGCCCUACAAGCACCGGACCCUUAUUGCGAAGCCAAUGAAACCACCCAUGUCCCGCGCACUUUUCCCACCUCGUCCAGCUAUUCACAACAGGACUCAGCCUAGAAUCCCUCCUCUGACCAAAAAUCAAGGUUUCCCAGGAGCUCCCAAGACAUCUUUCGCACCACCAGAGAGCCACCUGGAAGCUAGACCUGACCCCCGCUCCAAUGAGCCUCAAUGGCCACAGUUCCCACUGGACGGAGGAAACAGUAUUAGAAAUGCUUCCUCUCAUCUCGUGGACCUCCCUCCUGCCUCCCCCCAACUCCUGCCCACCAAAACCCCCAGUACCUCCUCUGCCACCCCUGUCCCUAACAACCCCUCUCCACAUGGUGAAAAGCAACAGGGAAAGACCCAACCCAGGGGACCUACUAGCGCCACAGAGAAGCCACAUAACCCUUCCUCUGCUUUCAGUGAAUCACAGGAAGGAGCAUCACUGCUGACACACGCCCUGGGCAGUGAGAAAGCCAAUAAUAAUAACUUGGGUCAAGGCAGCCAGAGAAAUUUGAAACCCCAUGGCCCGGCCAUCACACUGAUAGCCAGGACCAUGAAGUCUCCUGCUGCCAGAAACCCUCUCUUUCCCUUCACUGAUGGCUCAAGACAAGAUAUCCCAUCCGCCUCCUCCUCCUCCUUCACCUCCUCCUCCUCCUCCUCCUCUUCCUCCUCCUCUUCCUCAUCCCUUCUUCGUAGUGCCAAUAACUCAUCACAGACCUCCGGUACACCAGGGGGUCAAGACAGCCAGAGAAAUUUGAAACCCCAUGGCCCGGCCAUCACACUGAUAGCCAGGACCAUGAAGUCUCCUGCUGCCAGAAACCCUCUCUUUCCCUUCACUGAUGGCUCAAGACAAGAUACCCCAUCCUCCUCUUCCUCCUCCUCCAACUCCUCCACCUCCUCCUCCUCUUCCUCAUCCCUUCUUCGUAGGGCCAAUAACUCAUCACAGACCUCCGGGACACCAGGGGGUCAAGACAGGCAGAGAAAUUUGAAACCCCAUGGCCCGGCCUUCACACUGAUAGCCAGGACCAUGAAGUCUCCUGCUGCCAGAAACCCUCUCUUUCCCUUCACUGAUGGCUCAAGACAAGAUACCCCAUCCUCCUCUUCCUCCUCCUCUACCUCCUCCAGCUCCUCCUCCUCCACCUCCUCCUCCUCUUCCUCAUCCCUUCUUCGUAGGGCCAAUAACUCAUCACAGACCUCCGGGACACCAGGGGCCAAUGGUAAGCAUCACAAAGGACCCGGCCUUCCCAAACCAGUCGUUUGGAACAGACUGAGAAUGGCAAACACAAACAACUCGCUGUUGGAGGACAUAAACCCUGGUGUUUCGGGCCGUUCAGGCUUCUUUUCCAUUGAGGACCAGUUCUAUGGAUCUCGUCCAUCCAUUCCUGUCAACAAAAAGACCAACCUGGUUGGCAAACCUGGUGAUAUGGACAAGCUGAAUGUUUUGAAGCAAACAGACAAGGCCUCCAUUUUGAAGAAGUUUCCAUCAGUGACGUCUAAACCUGCCAAGCAAGAACGCAGACACACAACAACGACCGCACCAUCAGUCAAUGACAUCUGGUUUGAAACCUGGGUGAACUCUUCAUUAUUCAGCUCCUUGCCAGCCUCUGACGUGGACGCAUUGGGAAAGAAACGUUUUGUUGCACCCCAUGUGGUCUACAAGACGGACAAGAAACCAGACGAGCCUUGUUCCAUCACCUCCUCUCUCAACUACUUCCCAGAGGAGGAGGGCGGGCAGACAAACGUGACCGCCCCGCCCAAGUCUCCGCCCUCCAACCUCACCGUGGUAACGGUGGAGGGAUGCCCCUCCUUCAUCAUUCUAGACUGGGAGAAGACUGACAACGACACAACAGAAUAUGAGGUCAUCUCCACGACGAAGGGACCAGAUGGUACUCAGGUCUCCAUCCUGACCACCAACCAGACUCACACUGCAGUGGAGAACCUCAAACCAGAGAGCAGCUACGAGUUCAAAGUGAAACCCAAGAACGAGCUUGGAGCGGGGCCACCCAGUGAGCCUGUGUCCUUCAACACCGAAUCAGCGGACCCACGUGUGAGUGAGAAUGUCUCAGGAAAAGAUGCCAUCUGGACCCAGUUCCCCUUCAAGACAGACUCGUACUCGGAGUGCAAUGGCAAGCAGUACGUGAAGAGGACCUGGUACCGCAAGUUUGUGGGCAUUCAGCUCUGCAACUCCCUCCGAUACAAGAUCUAUCUGAGUGAUUCUCUCAACGGUAAAUUUUACAACAUUGGGGACCAGACUGGCCAUGGUGAGGACCACUGUCAGUUUGUAGACUCGUUCCUCGAUGGAAGGACAGGAAACCAAGUCAUGGCUGACCAGCUGCCAGCAAGAGAAGGGUAUUACAGGGCUAUGAGACAAGAGCCUGUCAACUUUGGUCAGAUAGGACGGAACUCUCACGUCACCUACGUGUCAUGGUACGAGUGUGGAACGCCCAUUCCUGGCAAAUGGUAGGACCCCCCAAAGCUGUCUGUGGAGAAGCCCGAAGAAUAUAAAUAUAAAACCGUCUAGGUAGGUGGCAGGAGGGGUCCUUCCACGCAUCCCAUCAGUCUCUGGAUGCUACAUAUCCCCCAUCCAGCCGCCUCUGAACCACAGCCAUGUAAAAACGUGUACAUGAUCUACGUGUCAGGGAAAUAUUAUGUCCAUAUGUAAUAGCUUUAUCUCAUCUUAUUUAUCAAACAUGACAAAAAGGCAAACUGAUAAAAACAACAUAGUAUGAGAUAGAUGGAGAAACUUCUAACAAACAGUGUGAGGUAACAAGCAUACAGUAGAUAUAAUUUUUAUUGAAAUAAUGGGAAGCUGGCUCCCUGAAACUUAUUUUGAUAACGUGUAUAAUAUUAUUUAUCAAAGUGUUUGAUGCCAUGUUCCGAGUUCUAGGAAAUGGGUUAUAAUGCAACGCUUCUGCUGUACAGUACGAGUUGUAGAGUUUCAGACAACCUGACAGAAUUUCAUGGUUUCAUUCAGUGACUGAUUCAUGGUGCAAUAAUUGUUCCAUAGAUUGGUCAGUCUUAGGGUUCUAUUCAAUCCGUAUCACUGAAGUUCAGCGUUACGGCAACAUUCCCGUGUUAGUGGAGACUGCAUUCAUGGUAAACGCUGCAUAUGUCGGCUCAAUCGGAAAUGACCUUUACAUUUCGAUCGCGCAAUCUCUAAAUCUACAAGUUGAAUCCAGCCCUAGUUCAUAAUACACCUUCAGAGAAGAUAAUGCUGUAUAUAUUAACAUGAAGUCCACUCUCACACAUAUCCUGUAACCAGUGGAGGCUGGCUCAUAAUAAUGGCUGGAACAGAGUAAAUGGAAUGGCAUCAAACACAUGGUAACCAUGUAUUUGAUGUAUUUGAUAACAUUCCACUAAUUCCGCUACAGCCAUUACCACGAGCCCGUCCUCCCCAAUUAAGGUGCCACCAAUCUCCUGUGCCAGUAACGUUCAUUGUAUGAAUGUUGACCGAGCUAUGGCGCAUGGUGCACCUGCAUUUUCCCCUCGCUGUCACCUAAAAUCAAAAACAAGCAUAGGAAAAUAAGCACACACGCAAACACACAUCCACAAACUCAUACACACAGAGGAGGUCUUGUACCAAACCAAUAUUUCUCCUUCAGUAGCCCUGAUAUAUGGGGUGGCAAUGCAUGGGAGGUCUUUACACUUGCAAUUUGCACAGCAUAAAUGUAUUUAUAUGUAUAUGGAGAGAAAGUAUUUUUUCAACUAACUUUUGCAAAGACACGUCCCUUAAAGCGACCAUUCAUACUUCUCAGUGUUCCUCUGGCAACAUUUUACAACCUCUGAUACAACACAUUGUAUUAUAUCAUGUUGGAAAAUAAGAGAGACAUCUUUUCUUCUUAGUAGCCUUGAUAAAUGGUACAGAGAGGAGUCCUGUUGAAUGAUUUCUUAGUUUUGUACAGAAAUACACUUUUGGCUCCAUGCGCUUGCAGAUCAGUGUUUUUAUGCUUAUUUUGUAUGGAAAAUGUUUGUCACAUGAAACUGUACUGUUGUUUUUUCAAACAUACUUUCAUUCCUGUAUCUAGUUUCAAUAAUAAAAGCAGAAGUUCUGUUCCUUUUUUAUAAAAAAAAACAUGUCCUUGCCAUUUUUCACUUAGGGUAGCUAGAGUGAUAGUGUUUUCCAGUUGAAGAAGCGUACUGGUGGAACUUGAAAAAUAAACUGCCUUUCUUAA